AUGCCUCCCAAGAGAGGGAUCGUCAAAUCUGGCAAUGCGGGGAACUCCUCUAAACCCUCUAAAGCCCCGGUGCAAGCCGCUACAACCGCUGAAGAGAAGCCUCUUUUCCCACCGGGAUCCAAGUAUCCUCUAAGUCUCCUCCAUGAGAGAUGCCAGAAGAAUGGCUGGGAGAAGCCCAUCGUCGACACGCGGAGGCAAGCAGAUGGCUACUCAUUCGUUGUCACCUUGAGUAGGAUGAACAAGAAGAGCUCCGAGCGCGAGUUCGUUCGCUUGGAGCCCCAUCCACCAUUCAUCAUGCCCACCGCUCUUGAGGCUCGUCACUGGGGAGCUACGUACGCCAUGUACCGCUUCUGCAACACCAUUCAACUAAACCGCGUCCUCCCGCCUGGCCCCCGUGAAUAUUGGAACCAAUUGGCCUCAGAGCAUAAAACCGUGCCGGAACAUCAAAAGUGGAUGUACGACGUCGACCCCUUCGCCGCCAGGAAGGCUGUCAACUCGAGACAGGACCAAGCUGCCCAGAAGAGAGAACAAGCGAGUCGUCCCCAAGAGAACUCAGUGAAGCCCGUCGCAACAUCCCCUGAGUUUGCCAAUGCACCUGAGGCCAAGAUGGCUUCCUCUUUACGCGACUUCGUGGAAGACGCUCUCAAAAAGGGGUUGGCCAUGUAUCCAGAUGCUGACGACGCCGAACCGACGAAGUUUUCUGCAGAAGAUCACGUCAAGCUUACGAAGGAUCUCACCAAGCUCGGAUUUUCCUCUUCACAAACACGCAAAGCGGUCACUGCGCUAUCCCAGCAAGGGCCUAUAACAGCGAACCUCCUCAGUCGCCUACCUCCUCUUCAAGCAUGCAUCGAGUUUUUGAUCUUACAGACGCCCGAGUGCGACCUCCCGAAGCGUUUCCUUCCUUCGUUCACUUCCUCAGAUCCAUUUGUUACUGCGAUGCACUCAGGAGCCGACGACCUCAAACGCCGUUGGAUUGAAGAGAAGGCGAUGAAGGAAUGCGGAUGGCCUGCCCAUGUCGUCAAAGAGUGCCUUGCGGAUCAAGAAGCGGGCCAAGACUGGGCCGAGCUCAUCUUCGCGCUUGACUCUAGGCUCGUCGGCGCUGACUGGCAAGGCCCGGUUACCGAUGAAACGCAGGGCCUCGAAGAGGUUGACCUGGACGAGGUUGAGUCGUUCGGUGGACAGAUGGGGUCGAACGGGGAAUGCAUUAUUCCUCUUCCGGUCGCUCCUAUGGCCCUCCACAUCAUCCUUCCAGACAACUACCAGAUCGCAACGGCAGGGACGCAUCCGCCUAUGUACUUUACCUCCCCCACCGUGGCUGCAUACGUCCGCCUGCACAUCCUCUCAAGGAUCAUCAAUGCUUUUAGGACAGGAGCUCUUCUCGAGGACUCGGAGACGGUCAUCAUGGCCAUCAUGCGCAUUGCGGAAGAGGAAUGGGCCAUAAUCGAGGACGACGGGCCGCCGAACAUAGUCGAGGUGCUUCAGCACCUCCUUCCCAAGAAGACAACCGUGGCCCAAGAAUCUGGUCAUGACAUAGCAGCGUCGGUUCCCACAAGAUCCCCUAGGAAGCGGGUGAGGGGCGCACGGCCGGACGAGCGUUCGGACAAGCAAGUCAAAGCAACCUUCGAGGAGCUCAUUCGUCGCACCGACUACUCCAAGAUGUUGGCGAGCAGAGAGAAACUCCCUGCUUUUGCCUCGAGGAACGAGUUCCUGACGAUGUUACAGCGCAGCCGUUGCGUCAUUGUUGUUGGCGAAACAGGAUGUGGGAAGACGACGCAAUUGCCCCAGUUUGUCCUCGAUCAACUUAUCACCGCUAACCGAGGCUCGCGCGCUUCUAUCAUCGUAACCCAACCUCGACGUCUGUCAGCCAUAGGCGUAGCCGCCCGUGUAUCUGCAGAACGUCUUGAGGAUGGCUCAGUCGGCUACUCGAUUCGUGGGGAGUCUAAACAAAGCACCCAUACCAAGAUCCUUUUCUGCACGACGGGUGUCGUACUUCGUCGCCUGGGCUCUGGGGACAAGCUUCAGGAAGUCACGCAUGUUGUCGUCGAUGAGGUGCACGAGCGUUCCGUGGAUGGAGACUUCCUUCUUCUUGAGCUUCGCGAGCUCUUGAAGACACACUCAGAGUUGAAGGUCGUCCUCAUGUCCGCUACUAUCAAUCAUGAGGUUUUCGUGAAGUACUUCAAUAACGCCCCCCUUUUGACCAUCCCCGGCUUUACCCACCCUGUGGAGGAUAUCUACCUGGAGGAUCUCUUGCCUAAACUCAGCUAUCGUCCGUCCAGCGGCAGGUCGCAGAAGCAGAAGAAAGGUAGUGAUGACGAGCUUCCGAAUGUGGACGAGGACGUACAGAAGGCAGCCCAAAUCAUAAUGCGGAAUGACUUCUUCGAUUUCGAUCUUAUAGUCGCCACUGUUGACUACAUCGUGGCCAACGCCAAGAAGCGAGGCGCUAUUCUGAUCUUCCUCUCUGGCGUCCAAGAGAUUCGACAGUGCAUGGACAGGCUUCGCAGUGUUGCCGGAUCCAAGGUAUUCCCUCUGCACGCAAAUUUGACAAGCGAUGAGCAACGGAAAGUUUUCGAACGCAUCCCUCAAUGGAAGAUCAUAGUCUCUACGAACGUCGCCGAGACUUCCGUUACGAUCGACGACGUCAUCUAUGUCAUCGACGGCGGAAAAGUCAAGGAGACCCACUACGACGCGGAUGCAGGUUUGACGAAGCUCACCGAGCAAUGGGUAACCCGAGCUGCGGCAAAGCAACGUCGCGGUCGCGCCGGACGGACGCAGCCCGGGAUCUGCUACAAGCUGUACACUCGCGCGAAAGAGAAGCAGAUGAACGCCUUUCCCCCCUUUUUGGCUCGUGCCGUUGAUCCUCCAGAAAUCACUGCGAUUGAUAAUGCGCUAGAAGUACUUGAGGAGCUCUCGGCCAUAUCAGGAGAUGGAGAAUUAACAGCGCUGGGACGGCAUAUGGCCAUGCUCCCUAUGGAUCUUCGACUUGGGAAGAUGCUCGUCUUAGGCACUGUCUUCCGUUGCCUUGGCCCCGUGUUGACGGUGGCGGCGUGUCUGUCGUCGAAGCCGCUCUUCAUGAGUCCCAUGGACAAGCGAGAGGAGGCGAACCAAGCACGCGCUCGGUUCAACACGGCAAACAGCGACCUCCUGACGGACGUGAACGCAUACGAGGAGUGUCUCAAGAUGCGCAAUGACGGCGCUUCUCACAGCGCAAUCCGAGCCUUCUGCGACCAGAACUUCAUUUCAGCUACCACGAUUCGCGACAUCACAUCGCUCCGGAACGACUUCCUCUCCUCGCUCGCGGACCUCGGUUUCGUCCCCGCCCACUCGAAACCCUCCGAUCCCGCGCUCAACGCCCACAGCGCGCAGCCGAACCUCGUGAAGGCCGUCAUCCUCGGCGGAGUCUGGCCACGCGUCGCGCGCGUGCACCUCCCCAAGUCCGCGAUCAAGUUCGACCGCGUGCAGGCGGGCACGGUGCAGCGCGAGAACACGGCGAAGGAGUACAAGAUGUACGACCUUCGCGAGGGGCGAGUGUUCGUCCACCCGGGCUCCGUGCUCUUCAACGCCUCGUCGUGGAAGUCGCCCUUCCUCGCCUACUUCCAGAAGCAGAUGACGAGCAAGGUGUUCUUGCGCGACGCGACAGAGGUCCCAAUCUACGCGCUCCUGCUCUUCGGUGGCCCGGUCACGGUCAACCACAUCGGCGGGGGCCUGACGGUGGGGGUAAAGGAUACGACGGUCAGGAUCAAAGCUUGGCCGCGCAUCGGCGUGCUCGUCAAUCAUUUGCGCCGCCUCCUGGAUGCACAGCUGCUGCAGUGCAUCGAGGAGGGCACAAUUUUGGAUAUGGGCGCGGGCAGCAACCCGGUCCUCGAGGCCAUUCAGGCGCUGUUGGACAACGACGGGCUCUCGUCGUGA
Molecule: messenger RNA, 3906 nt
Organism: Epithele typhae
Lineage: Eukaryota; Fungi; Basidiomycota; Agaricomycetes; Polyporales; Epitheliaceae
Product: P-loop containing nucleoside triphosphate hydrolase protein
Exons: 17
Coding region: 1-3906 (1301 amino acids)
Cellular component (GO): intracellular anatomical structure
Molecular function (GO): ATP binding; RNA binding
Source: RefSeq, a predicted model, not a curated record